UCGAGCACCGGGCGGGCGGCGCGCGCCGGUCUCCCGGGUAACGGCGGCACCGGCGGGAGCGGGCCGGGGCUGGGCCGCGCCCCAUGGCCGCGCGCGACCGUGACGCGAUCUCGUGGUACCAGAAGAAGGUCGGGGCCUACGACCAGCAGAUAUGGGAGAAGGCCAUCGAGCAGACCGAGAUGAAGGGCUUCAAAAACAAGCCUAAAAAGAAGGGGCACAUCCAGCCCGACCUGAUCGACGUGGAUCUCAUCCGAGGUUCUACGUUUGCCAAAGCUAAGCCUGAGAUCCCUUGGACGUCACUAACUAGAAAGGGAAUUGUGAGAGUUGUGUUUUUCCCACUAUUCAGCCAGUGGUGGAUACAGGUUACUUCCCAGCGUAUUUUUAUGUGGCUCCUGGUACUCUACCUUAUGCAAGUCAUAGCAGUUGUAUUGUAUUUCAUAAUACCCGUUGUGAAUGCAAGUGAAAUCAUGGGACCAAUGUGCCUUAUGUUACUGAUGGGAACUGUUCACUGUCAAAUAGUGUCCACACAGAUCAGCAAAACUUCAGGAAACAACGGACUCAGCAGGCGGAGGAGGAAAUUACGCAAAUCUGUGGGUGUUGAUGGGAACAGCGGGUCUUCUUCUGAGAAAGCCAGUAAAGAACAGCAGUCAGAAUCUGCAUCCAUUCUUAACAGUCUAUUUGGCAAGCUUUUCCGAAGGAGGGUCAGAAGAGUAAAGAUGGUAGCUGAGAAAGGGACUGAGACAGAAAAUGGUGUGAAUGCUGUGAAUAAUGGCAUUAAGCACAGACAUGCCAGAUCUGAAUACAGGCUGUUGCACUUGAAAGAGAAAAAUAAACUUUCUGAUGCAGAAAAGAGCCAUCAGGAUGAUUGCACCAACAGAGAUGGUAUUUCUGAUGACCUUUCAAGUGAGGAGGAUGCUGAAGCAAUGGCACAAAGGAUCUUAUUAGGCCAGAAUGCAGAAGGGGCUUCCAGUGACAAUAGCUAUGAAGAGAAGAAAAGGCCUCUUGUUUCUCUGAACCAGGCUGUCUCACAGGUCAAGGAAGCCCUUAAAGGCGCCAGAGACUCUGAUAGUGUCGUGGAAUCUGAACUGGAAUCCACAUUAUAUAGUCAGGACUCAAGAUCCUGCAUUAGUGUGGGAUCCCGGAGCUGUAGUGUGACCCGGAGAGACUCAGAAAGUACUCGCCAUGACUCUGAGACAGAAGACAUGCUUUGGGAUGAUCUGCUUCACGGGCCAGAGUGCCGCUCAUCCUGCACCAGUGACAGUGAGGAAGUGACUGUGAAAGGUACCAGGCGAGACGUGAAGGAAGAUGUUUUCCAGCAGAAUCAUUUGUUUUGGCUACAGAAUACAAGUCCAGCAUCUGCAAAAGUGAGUGCGCUGAUCUGGGAAGGGAAUGACUGUAAGAAGGUGGACAUGUCUGUGCUGGAGAUCAGUGGGAUUAUCAUGAGCAGGGUUAAUGCCUACCAGCAGGGAGUGGGGUAUCAAAUGCUGGGAAACAUCAUCACCAUUGGAUUAGCAUUCCUACCAUUCCUCUACAGACUCUUUCGCACAGAUAACCUGGAGCAGUUGUGCUCCAUUUCUCUAAAGGAGCUUUUGCACAUCUUUUGUGGAGCACCUGCUAGCAUCCCCGUCAUUGUUUUGUCUGUGAUCAACUUCCUUGAACGUCUUUGCUUAACCUGGAUGUUUUUCUUCAUGAUGUGUGUUGCUGAGAGAACAUAUAAACAGAGGUUUUUAUUUGCCAAGCUUUUUAGUCACAUUACAUCUGCUCGGAAAGCUAGGAAAUAUGAAAUUCCUCACUUCAGACUCAAGAAGGUAGAAAACAUUAAGAUCUGGUUAUCCCUUCGUUCCUAUCUAAAGAGGCGAGGCCCCCAGCGAUCUGUGGAUGUUGUUGUAUCAUCCAUCUUUUUAUUGGCUCUUUCAAUUGCUUUUAUAUGCUGUGCCCAGGUCCUGAAGGGUCACAAAACAUUUCUGAAUGCAGCUUACAACUGGGAGUUCUUAAUCUGGGAGGUAGCACUUCUCCUUUUUUUACUACGCCUAGCAUCCUUGGGAUCUGAAACCAACAAGAAAUACAGUAAUAUUUCCAUCUUGCUUACUGAGCAGAUAAACUUAUACCUGAAGAUGGAGAAGAAGCCAAACAAGAAAGAACAGCUGUCUCUAGUAAACAAUGUUUUGAAACUCUCUACAAAGCUACUGAAGGAAUUAGAUACCCCAUUUAGACUGUAUGGGCUGACCAUGAAUCCAUUAAUCUACAAUAUAACACGUGUUGUAAUACUUUCUGCUGUCUCGGGUGUUAUAAGUGAUCUGCUAGGAUUCAAUAUCAGAUUAUGGAAGAUUAAACCAUGAACUGACUGAACAUCAGCACUCAGCCAUCUCCUCCACCAGAAGGACAGACCAGAGACCCACAGCUUGGGCAAAAAGCAGAGGCGCUCUCACAUUACAGAAAGAUGUAACUGCCAAGGUCUUCAGCAGAGUCUCAGUGUAUGUACUGAAAGUUGUGCCUCUGCUAUACUGUUCUAUAACUAUAUUGGGCUAAUUAAUGGUCAUCUUAUGGCAUACACAUGUACAACAGGCUAAAUGGGGCUAAUUAGUAGUUGCUGAGAUGGAAAGUUAUCAGGAACUGUGUGCACAUACUGUGGGGCACUGAACACUAUAAAAGUCAUGCUACUGCUCUUACUGGAGUGGCGCGAUGGGUGCCUUGUUUCUUUAACAAACAUCAAUCCUGUGCAUAAGCUAAACAAAGAGGCCUCCUGUUUCAGUCUCAUUUUCAGAGAGCACUGCAGCUACACUGAUUUCAGAGCUCUGUUCAGAUAGACAAUACUUAAUGGCAGUUACCUGAAUGUGCUGAG
Molecule: messenger RNA, 2842 nt
Organism: Oxyura jamaicensis (ruddy duck)
Lineage: Eukaryota; Metazoa; Chordata; Aves; Anseriformes; Anatidae
Gene: PHTF1
Product: putative homeodomain transcription factor 1
Exons: 18
Coding region: 84-2339 (751 amino acids)
Cellular component (GO): endoplasmic reticulum
Source: RefSeq, a predicted model, not a curated record